UCUACGCUAUGAUUUACCACUAAACCAAUUAUAUCACUGUUUACUUCGCGCAUGUGCAUUGGUGCUGCAAAUUCGUUUAAAGGAACAUAUAUAAACCGAACUGCAUCAACCAAUUUUGUUUAACAUUUGAUUGGCUAAAAUUUGUAAACAAAAUGUCGGGCAAGCAACACGGAACCACAAACGGGUGUGAGACGGUUGGGCGGAAGUUGAACCAGUUCGGAGAUUUCGAGGAUGUGACGAAUAUGUCAGUGAACGACUGGGACUAUCGCUGGUCCCUCGGCCAAACCAAGUUCCACAUGCCCAAAGUGCAUCCAAUGGUGCAAAAACACAUGGAAAGGCUGACUCAAGGCAAGAACAAAGCUUCCGUUUUUGUGGCUCUCUGCGGAAAGACACUGGAUAUGAAAUGGUUGUUGGACGAGGGGCAUGAGGUCAUUGGCAACGAAUGUGUAGACAGUGCCUGCAGGCAGUUCUUCGAAGAACACAACAUUCCUUACACCAGCACCCCUCUUACAGGGAUAGAGGGCGUCCUGUAUCAGGCCACGGAUGGUACUCCAAUAAAACUAUACCGAUGUGACUGCUUUGACCUUUCUAGCAAACUUUGUGGACAGUUCGACUGCAUUUGGGACAGAGGUGGUUUUGUUGCACUUCCGGUGAAAGACAGAACAAGGUACGCCCGGGUGAUGGCGGACUUGAUGAAGAAGGACGGUCGAUACCUGCUAGAUUGCUUCCUUGUGGACAACAGCGUUUUCGGUGGUCCUCCGUUUAACUCUGAUCAAAACGAUGUCAAACAGGCGUUUGGGAAACUGUGCAAAGUGGAAAAGAUAGAUACCAAAGACGCUUUUACAAAGUGGCAAGAGGCAUGGGGAAUUGACUCAUUCAUUGAAGAUGUUUACCUGCUCGGAAAGAAAUAGCUGCGAGAAAAUGAACAAUACAAUUACAUAACUAUUGCUUGUAUUGAUGGGGUAAAAGGGAGUUUCCAAAUUAGUAGCGGUGCCUUUUCUGCAUAGUUGUAUAACAGGUGUUUUGACAUGUAUUCUGGACUAAUCAAGUAAUGUCAUUUGAAUGCAGUGUUUGAAUACCCGAGCAUAACAGUUUUUGAUUGGUCCAUAUAAACAGUGAAAAGACUCCAAAAGGGUAGGUUAACAGGUUUUUAGUUACGCUGAAUGGUAGAAGAAACAUAGUAAAUGAAUGUUAUGUGUAUGUUUUAUAUCAAAAACAGGAACAAUUUCAUGCAAUAUCAUUGCUUUCAGUAAUGUAUCACUUUCAAAAAGGCCUUAAUAGUGCGAAUCCCUUGAGUCCAAGCAUUGGAUCCUGCUCGGCUAUUUCCGUGAAACUAUGACUUUAUCUUCCGAGCUUGCCGGAGAUGACCAAGUUGCUCCGAUUUAGAAAUGCAUACAUGCACUUAGAUUUCACUCAUAAACCUCGGGACCACAACCCGAUAAUAUAUAUAUAAAGCAACUGGUCUUACCUUAAACCCCUUCUUAAAAUAGCCCUCCCCGAUAUACAUUAUACAUGUAUAUUAAAACAAUGUACUAACGUCCAAGUCACUAGAAUUACAGAAUUGUUGAAUUAGAAGAUUAUUUAUAUAGAACAGUAUUGAAAAAUAAUGGUAUUCAAGAUUGGGAAAAAACUGAAUGACCGUCUUUUCGUUGGAAUGCAAAUUGUAUUAUUCUAUGUUUAUAUUGCGCAGUUUGACUUAAAAUUGCAUGUGGUUUAAGCAAAACCUUGCUUGACUACCAUUGAAAUUUCUUUAAAAUGUGUGUUAUUAGUGUGUGUGUUUUUGCAAUUCAUUUUAAGUGUAUGCAAUUUGGGCGUAAUAGUUAAGAUUUAAGUUGAUUUUAGCGGAGUUGAUAGCCAAUCGAAAUACCUGGCCUGGCUUCCAAAAGUUUCCCGGUCACGUUUGUUAUCAGACCCAAAGAUGUUAUCUUUCAAAAUAUAUAUAAUUUAUUGUCUUAUUUUACUACACAGUACCAAAAUAUAGGAGACAAUUAUAAAAUCAAAUCUUUUCUGUUCAAUUUACAAUCUAACACACUGUAAACAUCGUUUGAUCUGCGCUAUUAGUUUCAAAAGAUAUUACUUUUUCUUUUUCGCCUGAGCUAGACCGAGCAGUAUUUUUAUAUUUUAACCUUCAUAAAUUUAAAAUGAGAAUUAAUAUCAGUUUAACUGCUUUGCAUAGUCACGAUUUGAUAAUGUAAAUAGGUGUGUACAUAAAAUGUAUUUUGUUUUAUUUUUACUUCCAUGGAGUAUUUAACAAAGCUCUUGUUACUGUGAUAAUAUCAUAUCACCAACACUCACCUAUUGGCUAUCAUGUUUAUCGUCUUCAUCGUAAAGGUUUCGUUUUAACUUUGCUUUGUCAUUACUUUUAAUUUUUAUGAAUAAAUUUGUAUAUAUCGUGA
Messenger RNA from Mya arenaria, 2396 nucleotides. RefSeq names its product probable thiopurine S-methyltransferase. Bases 153 to 911 code for a protein of 252 amino acids. The transcript has 9 exons. Gene Ontology annotation, molecular function: thiopurine S-methyltransferase activity. The record is from RefSeq and is a predicted model, not a curated record. Lineage: Eukaryota; Metazoa; Mollusca; Bivalvia; Myida; Myidae.